UGGAUCUCCAUUGAGGAUCUCUUGACGUUGCUCCUUAUUUUUCCAGAUAUUAAACCUUGGGGGAGGAUCCUUGAGUGCUGUCGCACAACUACGGUAGACUACAGACUGUACUUUCCGCCUGGCGCUGUUUGAGUUAACGCUAAGGCAGGCAGCGGAGGGUCCACACCAGGAUACUCAAAAAUAGCCUUCAAAGGCGAUUAGGUAUGCCGGUUAGUGACGGAGGGGCUCCGCAGGGCUCUACGUAGAGAUGAGGAUUCCUCCGGUGUGGGCGCUGGGCGCUUGCCAGACUGGGUGAAGUGAAAAGUGAGAGGGAAACCCGCUGAGAAAAACCACCACCUGGGACUGCUGAGGAGGACCUCUGUGCAGGUUCACACAGCCGUCGGCAGGGUGGAGCUUCCUGACCCAUGGAGAAUUACUUCCAGGCCGAGGCCUUCAACCUGGACAAGGUGCUGGACGAGUUUGAGCAGAACGAAGAUGAGACAGACAAUCCCAUUCUCUCGGAUGCCAAGUGGACCCAGAUCCUGGCCCCGCCAGCCCACCUGCUCUCUCUGAACCCCGCCCUGGCCCACACAGACCUCAGCCCCCAGGAGAGUCCUCUGCCCUUCAAAACCCUCCCAGACUCCUCCUCCAGCGCCUCCCCAGGGGGCGACCCUAAAAGACACCCCGGCCCCGAGCCUCCGUCCUGGGUAGAGGAGAGGCCGGCGGACGUCCACAGCCCACCCCUGCCCCAGCCCAACAUCGGCAAGCUGGUAGGCACAGACGACCUCUCGCCGCCACCUGUGACGGCCUGUACUGCAGUGGAGAAUGGCUGCCCCGCCAGCCCUGCAAGCCCACAACUGGAUGGGCUCAGCAAGGAGAUCAAUUCUCCCGCAGACAACCAGCCUAGUGCUUCUGACCAGGAGGCUAAACCUAAUCAGGAGGAGAGAGCCAUCUCAGCAGGAGGAGGAGGAGGCUCCACUGUCAGUCACACUCACUUUACCUUUGAGCUUGGAUUAGAGCACAGAGAAGAAACUCUGUCUCCGAAAAUUCAUCCAAAUGUGGAACCAACAACACAAAAUGGGGAAGAUGUCAAAGAGGAGGACAGAACAGCUGUUUUCCAGGACAAUGGCGAGGAAAAACAAACUGCAAACUUAAAAGAGGAGGAGGUAGAAAGUCUCCUGCAUAGGGUGAGAGAUGUUCAGGCUGGUUGUGAGGUGGUGGAGAAUGGUUUAUCUCCUCCUGGCAGGAUCAGAGUGGACGAGAAGGAGAGGAGAUGUAGUCCAGAGGCACAGGUAGACCAACUCCUCAGAGUAACAAGCCUUCCUAAUGGUUUGGAGCAGGAGAGCAGUAGCCAUUCCAAACUUAAGGAGACCGAUGAGGAGGAGGAGGGGGAGGGGAGUUUUUCUCCCUCUCCCGUCCCCUCCAAAGAGGACUCGGUUACUGAGGAGAAAGAAAUGGAGGAAAGCAAGCAAGAAGGCGUUGACGGAGGUGCAGUGGGGUCAGGUAGCAUCCAACCAAAACUCAACAACAAUCGUCUGCAGCCGGUCAGUGUUCCUUACGGAGGAGCACGACCAAAGCAGCCGGUCAGCCUCAAGCUUCAGAUCCCACAGCCGCUGUCGGGCCAGGUCCAAAACCAGCUCGGCCCGUCCAUCGUCGGCAAGAACAAAAACCAGGAGAACCAGUGUCGGAGAGGCACACCUUCUGAAACUACGCCCAGUGGGACUGAUCAGAGUGCGGUUGGGGUAAAUGGAGAUGGUGUUGUCCACUCUCCUCCCCUGAUGCCUUCAGAGAGCCCAGACAAUGACCUCCAGGCAGGCCAGCAGGGCACGCUGUGCAGGAAACCUGUCAGCUCCCUGGGAGAGGUCGCCCCUGUGUGGGUGCCCGACUCCCAGGCCCCUGUCUGUAUGAAAUGUGAAGUCAAGUUCACCUUCACCAAGAGAAGGCACCACUGCAGGGCGUGCGGCAAGGUGUUCUGUGCGACGUGCUGCAGCCUGAAGUGCAGACUCAUGUACAUGGACAGGAAGGAGGCUCGCGUUUGUGUCACCUGUCACUCUACUCUGACCAAUGUUCAAUCAUGGGAGACACCGGCCACUGGAAGCAACCAGAGUCCGAACCCCAACAACCCAGCAGAGUACUGCUCCACCAUCCCCCCACUGCAGCAGGCCCAGGCCUCUGGGGUGCUCAGCUCGCCUCCUCCUACCGUCAUGGUGCCCGUGGGAGUCCUGAAACAGACUGGCAACGAAGGGACCCUGACACGGGAACAGAGGAGGGUUUGGUUUGCUGAUGGGGUGCUACCUAACGGCGACACAGCAGAGUCCCCCAAACCUCUGACUUCCAGCCCAGCCCCCUCCCAGUCACUGGCCAUCUCAAACAAAUCCUCCACUUCAGAAUCCUCAGAGGCGGCCCAUACCCCUGUUGCCCCGGUGGGCAGCCCCGUGGGCAGCUCCCUCAGUCUGAUCCCGGAGGACGGGCUCCCUCCCAUCCUCAUCUCCACCGGAGUCAAAGGAGGUACGGGAGGCCACAUCACAGACUAUGCCGUGGAGGAGAGACCGUCCGAGAUCGUCCUCAUGCAGCAGCUGGAGGAGGGAGGUCCAGACCCCCUGGUCUUCGUGCUCAACGCUAACCUGCUCGCCAUGGUCAAGCUAGUCAACUAUGUAAACAGGAAGUGCUGGUACGUGACGACGAAGGGCAUGCACGCCGUUGGCCAGGCGGAGGUGGUCAUUCUUCUCCAGUGUCUACCUGAUGAGAAAACCAUCCCGAAAGACAUCUUCACCCACUUUGUGCAGCUCUACCAGGAGGCCCUCAGUGGCAACGUGCUGAGCCACCUGAGUCACUCAUUCUUCACGCAGAGCUUCCUGGGCAGUAAGGAGCAUGGCGGCUUCCUCUACAUCAGCCCCUCCUUCCAGUCGCUGCAGGACCUGCUGCUGCCCAACCCGCCCUACCUCUUCGGCAUCUUGAUACAGAAGUGGGAAACGCCCUGGGCCAAGGUCUUCCCCAUCCGCCUCAUGCUGCGGCUGGGCGCAGAGUAUAGAUUUUACCCGUGUCCACUGUUCAGUGUUCGCUUCAGAAAACCGCUCUUCGGAGAGACUGGUCACACUAUCAUGAAUCUGCUCGCAGACUUCCGUAACUACCAAUACACACUACCAGUGGUGAAAGGUCUGGUUGUGGACAUGGAGGUGAGGAAGACGAGCAUUAAGAUCCCCAGUAACCGUUACAAUGAGCUGAUGAAGGCCAUGAACAAGUCCAACGAACACGUGCUGGCGAUGGGGGCGUGCUUCAACGACCGGGCCGACUCCCACCUGGUGUGCGUCCAAAACGAUGACGGGAACUACCAGACGCAGGCCAUCAGCAUCCAUCACCAGCCCCGCAAAGUUACUGGAGCCUGUUUCUUUGUGUUCAGUGGUGCUUUGAAAGCCUCAUCGGGCUUCUUAGCCAAAACCAGCAUUGUGGAAGACGGUGUGAUGAUCCAGAUCACAGCUGAGACGAUGGACUCUCUACGGCAAGCCCUGAGGGACAUGAAGGACUUCACCAUCACGUGCGGUAAAGUUGACCAGGAGGACAACCAGGAGCUCGUCCACAUCCAGUGGACGGAGGACGAUCACAACUUCAACAAGGGUGUCAUCAGUCCGAUCGAUGGGAAGUCUAUGGAGUCCAUCACCAGCGUCAAGAUCUUCCACGGCUCCGAGUUCAAAGCCAACGGCAAAGUGAUCCGCUGGACAGAGGUGUUUUUCCUCCAGAGUGAAGAUCAACCCAACGGUCUGAGCGACCCGGCCGACCACAGCCGGCUGACAGAGAACGUGGCGAGAGCUUUCUGCAUGGCGCUCUGUCCGCACCUGAAGCUGCUGAAAGAAGACGGCAUGGCUAAACUGGGACUGAGAGUCACACUGGACUCUGACCAGGUGGGUUACCUGGCAGGAAGUAACGGCCAGCCUCUGCUGCCUCAGUACCUGAGCGACCUGGACAGCGCUCUGAUCCCCGUCAUCCACGGCGGGGCGUGUCAGCUGAGCGAGGGCCCGGUGGUCAUGGAGCUGGUUUUCUACAUCCUAGAGAUCAUCUCCUAGGAGUCCUUGCAGCUUCACCUCCAAACACUUGUUUUUUUUUCCUUUCCGACGUCAUCUCACAACCAACCAACUCAUCUAUCUCCCUUCAAUCAUUUGCACUUCGAAAAGAGCCCGAAAAACUGUGGCGUGCCAGGCGGGGUAGCAUUCCUCAAGUCAAACCUAUGCAUCCGACCGCCGUCCGUUCUGCUCCAGAGGCCGCCUGGGGCCUGAGGAAGCUCCGAGCAGGAUCAUCUGUCAUGUGUCCCGUCUGCCUGAACCUCAGCUGACAGGUACUCCUGAUCUCUGGUGUUCAUCGAGGUGCUCUGAACAGGAAAUGAACGCCAGAGAUCAUAAUGUCUGACCCCAGCGUGGCGUUACAGAACCUAUAAACCGUGUUAACCCCUGAAAAAAUUAAGUUUUAUUGUUUACACAUCAUUUAUGUGGCUUUUUAUUGACAAGGAACAGCAGAAAAAGUGCCUCUCUACUGAUCAAUACUAUUAAUUAUUAAAAAGUUAAAUUAAAAAUGGUUUCUGUCAAUGGAGUUUGGUGACUUUGACAAGAUUUCUUUUUAGGUGGCUAAAAUACAUUUAGUUGCUCCCGUCCACAGCAGUACAUUAAUUAGUACUGCUACCUGCUUGGCCGACCGCCAUCAACUGUAGGUAAUACACUGACUAUAAUUAAGUACCUCGUAAAAAAAAAAUAUAAGCUAUCCCUUUAAAGGGUCUUUUCUUUUGAUCAUUGUCAAAAAAGCCACUUCAAAUCCACUUUGAAUCAAUGUUGUAGAACAAUUAAAAUUGAGAAAGGGUGAACACUUUUCAUAGGUGUUGUAUGUAGCUCACCCAUCACUCAGCGUCACUGUGGCAGCCGGGGGGUCCUGAAGCACUGAACUCUGGGGCCUCUGUGUAGCACGGAUGCUUUUGAACAAGGGAGACCCGAUCCACCGCUGCAAAGUCCGGACUUUUUCCUCUGAAGUUAAAAAGGAAAUCUACAAAUUAUGAAACGAGGAGUUGGAAAGGUGCGUCGUCUGUGUGUUGAUUUUUUUUUAAAAUUAAUAUCUUAUUUUAUUUUUUUGCACCGUGGUGCUCAGUGCCUGCAGCAGCGAUUCAUCAAGCAGAGAAAAAAGGAACAUUUAGCUUCACCUCUUUAAGCUUUACUCAUCAAUCACCAGAUGCUUUACUUCAUGGAUAAAUCCAUUAACCUGCUGUACAUAUUUUUUGUAGGCGUAUUAACUUCUCCUCCAUUCUAACUCUGCAUCUGUAGCCUCCAGAGAUAAAGACAGUGUUACUGAAGUCACAGACUCCUCAGACUGUGAAAUCACGUUACGUAAAGCCUUUUUUGUCUGACAGUAGACGGCUGAUUUAAAAAAGAAAAAAAGAAGAAAAAAAAGGUUCCAAUGCUUUACUGAUAAACUCGAUCUGAACAUAAAGCUGAAAGAGGGAAAUCCGUUUUUAAAUCUCAUCAAUCAUCAGCUUCGACAUCAUCGCAGCUUGUUGUUUGUCCUGCAGUGGUUGGAAAGCCACUCGAGUUAUUUUAAAGAAGAUGUAAAGAUAUAUAAAUGAAUAUAUAAAGAACUGUAUUAAAUUGCAGAAGCAGUGCACUGGAUUCUAAGCCAUUAACAGGAGAGUGGAAGCGAGCGUCGGGGUCGCCGCUGGGACCCGGAAGACGCGGCAGAAAAGUAAAAGUUCAGUGUUUGAAAAGAUCCGGGGGGUUCCUGCAGAAACAAGAGUUUGAUUGACCUGAAGCUGAAUGUAUUUCAUCUCACAUUUCCCUGCAACGUUCUCACCCUGAAAUCAUGAACAUCCCGCUCCAGACUUUUCAAAACUGUUUCAGACCUUCGUAGGAACCUCAACAGUUAUCUAUGAAACGGAUCGCUGCGGCGCGUCUCUUUCUGCUCUGGACUGCGCUCUCCUUCAGCAACACGGACCUGGAAAAAAAAUUAAAAGAAUGUAUUCCUCCUGUUUCUGUUUAAAAUCUGCAAAAUGUGUGUUUUGUUUCUGGCUAGACUAAUCACCAAAAACCACCUUCUGUCAUGUCAAAAUGCUCUGUACAGUAAUCAUUCUGCAUCGUGACAGUUUCUCCAUCUUUAAUCAUGCUAAUAUUAAAACCAGAAGGGGCUACACACACACACACACACACACACACACAAACUACUACUGUUGAUACAGUUUUGUUUGAAGCAUUUCAUCGGAGAGAAAAACAAUCUCGUCAUCACAAGUGAGAAGACAAUCACAUGAAAAUCUGCAGACGAGCCGACGCUUCUGAAUUAGACCCGUAGCUGUUCUGUAUUCGUUUAUUACUCAAUUUGAAGUAUUUUAGGAGCUACUGUAGCAAAGUAACGUUAGUGAAGCUGAUUUAAAAAUGUUCAGUAAAGACUGAAUGAGAGGUCAAAAGGUCGCCAGGUCUGGGUUUAUUACUGUGAUCAUACCAGAGCUGGCGUAUCUCAAUCACUGUGUCUUCACUGUGUGACAUUCAUCAGUUCUGUUUUUAUAAAUUAGCAUUAAUGAAGAGGAGACGUGAGGAAUUAUAUUUCUGAUUCUAUUUUUUUUUUUUUGAGGGGGGCGUUAUCUGACGUGUGCAAUAUGUCCUAAAAAUCCAAAAGAGAAAAAAAGGUGCAAUUUGUUUGACUGAUAAAGUAGCAUUUUUUUUUCUUUAUAUAUUCAGUUGUGAGAUGUUGCUAUCCAAACUUAUAACACUGCAUGCAAACAAGCUUGAAACGGUGAAGACAGCAAAACAACUUUGCAUUUUAACAGUUAUAUCUUCUAGUUUGUGGAUGAAAGUUUUUAAAAAAAGAAGAAAAAAAAAUACAGUCAUUCAGUUCCGUCAUUAACUGGGUUUACUUAAAAUAAUUUUCUUUUCUUUUUUUUUUAAAUAAACAUCAGUCAAAAAUGUUUGAAAAGCCAAAAACCCUGUUCAUCUUCUUUUUCCUUUACACUACAAAUGUCAAGAAAGUGGUCUUUAUCAAAAAACUGUAGUAUAUGUAAAAUAAAAACUUAUAGAAAAUUGAAA
Molecule: messenger RNA, 7025 nt
Organism: Centropristis striata (black sea bass)
Lineage: Eukaryota; Metazoa; Chordata; Actinopteri; Perciformes; Serranidae
Gene: zfyve9a
Product: zinc finger, FYVE domain containing 9a
Exons: 19
Coding region: 405-4040 (1211 amino acids)
Biological process (GO): endosomal transport
Cellular component (GO): early endosome membrane
Molecular function (GO): metal ion binding
Source: RefSeq, a predicted model, not a curated record